This is a messenger RNA of Calliphora vicina (urban bluebottle blowfly), 1826 nucleotides long. RefSeq names its product zinc finger protein 91-like. The coding region runs from base 1 to 1740 and encodes 579 amino acids. Gene Ontology annotation, molecular function: DNA-binding transcription factor activity, RNA polymerase II-specific; RNA polymerase II transcription regulatory region sequence-specific DNA binding. The transcript has 4 exons. Gene Ontology annotation, biological process: regulation of transcription by RNA polymerase II. Lineage: Eukaryota; Metazoa; Arthropoda; Insecta; Diptera; Calliphoridae. The record is from RefSeq and is a predicted model, not a curated record. Gene Ontology annotation, cellular component: nucleus.
AUGGAAAGUGCAAUAUCCUCCUUUAACUGUGAAUUGUGUAACAAACGUUUUUCCCAGAAAUCAACACGCAAUCGUCAUGUUAGAGAACAACAUUUACAACCAGGUUUAUACCAGUGCAAACAUUGUGGAUUAAGAUUUUCCAAAAAAUACAAUCUACAAAUGCAUUUAAAAAAUGUGCACACCAAAAAACUUAAGACUAAUAUUAAACAAUUAAAAUGUAUAUAUUGCAAGGAAAUAUUUAUAAAAUUGGCAAAUUUAGAAAGCCACAUUAAAGAGCAGCAUGAAAGUGUAAAUGAUAAAAUAAGUGAAUCUUCAAACCUCUAUGAGGCAGAUGUUUUCGAAUCAGAUGCUCAGGCUGUAGCAGAGCUUGUUUUAAAAGAACUUAAACAAUUACAAAAAGACAUACAACCAACUGGGCCAGAUAAGGUGCCAGAACUAACAGCUAAUAAACCGACCACAGUGAAGUAUAAAAUUAUUAAAGAUAAUUUAUAUCCCUCGGGUCAUUUUACACAAUUAAAAGUGAAAACAAUUAAUUAUGCAAAUGGUUCAACAUAUUUAGUAUGUGAAUUUUGUGGUAAAGAAUUUAAUAAGCGUUACAAUUUUUUAAGACACCUAAGAAUUCACACCAAAAUACGGCCCUUUAUAUGUGUUUUAUGUAAAAAACUAUUUGCCACUACAGCCCAGUUAAAAACCCAUUGCUCCAUACACAAAUUGCAUGACAAAUUUGGACUCUUUCGUAAAUUGUAUAAAUGUCCACAAUGUAAUGAAGGCUUUACAGCCAGGCAACAACUAGAUAAACAUUUAAGUUCAUCUAUAUCUUGCUGUAAAGUCAAAUUUAAAUGCCCACAAUGUUUAAAAUCCUAUAAAACACUAAAAAGGCUUUUAAGCCAUAAACAUUCUGAAAAAGAUAAUGAAUUAGAUUUGCUUAAGAAAAUAUUGCCCGCACCUUUAACUGUGGCAGAUGUUGAAAAUGAUUUGUACGAAUGUAAUUUGUGUGGCUUGCAAUUAAACGGUAGAAUGUUAUUGAAACAACAUGAAAAAAGGCAUGCAAAUUUAUUUAAACAUCAAUGUACUGAAUGUUCAGGUACUUAUGCCACGCAAGCGGCUUUAAAAAUACACAUGAAAGCACACUUGAAGCGGACACAUUUUAAAUGCCACUAUUGCUCGAAAACAUUUAAAACUGCUCAAAAUUGCCGUAGCCAUAUGAUGACUCAUUUAAAGUUAUUGAUAAAAACUCAUGCAGCAUUAAAUGAUCAAAACGAUAGCUUGGUCGCAUAUCCAACAUUUAUAGAAAACGAAGCAAAUGUUCAAAUACAAAUCACAGAUACGGCUAUAAUCAAAACUAACAAAAAAUGUGCAACACCUCCAGAUCAGGGAAGUAAAGGAAGAAAUACAUUAAAAUAUAAAUGUUCAGAAUGUAAUAAAUUAUUUCGUUAUAAUGCCUGGUUGAAGAAACAUUUUCAAUAUAAACACACCACCGAACUAACUCACGAGUGCAAUAAAUGUUUGCGCAAGUUUCGUACUAAACAAUCUUUAAAUAAUCAUCAGCUUGUGCAUUUAACACAACGUGUUAAACUUACCUGUCAAGUUUGUGCACGACAAUAUGCCUCUAGUAAAUCUUUAAAACUGCACUUGAGAAUUCAUACCCAAGAGAAACCAUUUGUCUGUGACAAAUGUCCAAAACUAUUUCGUACUUCUGGUCACCUGAUACAGCAUCGAAAAUCAAAUCAUAACGAAUAAAGGUAAUAAUGAUGUUUAAAUAUAUUUUUAUUGUUUAAAAUAAUAUAUACAUUACUUUUGAUUUCACUACAUAGAUUAAUAACUAU